UUAUAUCCUUAGCUUCUUCAAACAUCUUAUAGAUCCAUUGAGCUUAAAAACAAUAAGGAAAGAAAAUGUGGGCACGUAUAAUAUUUCCUCUCCUUUUUACCAUCUUCGUCUUGCCUCAACUCCCACAAGCUCGUGAUGAUUUUUCUCGUCAACCUGCUGGUCAAGUCAUUCUCACUCGACACGAUCGAUCAGACUCCGAUCCUCAACAGGUUCAUAUAUCACUGCUAGGAAGUGAUCACAUCAGAGUUUCAUGGAUUACUGAUGAUAGACAAGCACCAUCAAUCGUCGAAUAUGGUACGGAAUCAGGGAGAUUUGAUGUAAAGGCAAGAGGGGUACACACAUCGUAUACUUAUUUCCAAUAUAGCUCCGGCAAGAUUCACCAUGUUAAGAUUGGACCAUUGGAGCCAGACACCACCUAUUUCUACAGGUGUGGAGAGUCAGGCCCGGAAUUCUCUUUUAAGACACCUCCUUCCACAUUUCCCGUUGAAUUUGUCGUAGUUGGCGACCUAGGACAGACAGAUUGGACUGCAUCAACGCUAGCACAUGUUGAUGGUCAGGACUACGAUGUGUUUUUAUUACCAGGUGAUUUAUCAUACGCCAAUGGCCACCAGCCACUUUGGGACUCAUUUGGACGCCUAGUCGAGCCUUCUGCUAGCCGCCGCCCAUGGAUGGUGACUCAAGGGAACCAUGACAUUGAGAUCUUACCUAACCAUCCCAAAGGCUUCGUGUCCUAUAAUUCAAGGUGGCCAAUGCCAUACGAAGAGAGUGGAUCAACCUCAAAUUUGUAUUACUCAUUUGAAGUUGCUGCGACACACAUUAUAAUGUUAGGGUCAUACACCGAUUUCGAUGUAGACUCGGCUCAGUACAAGUGGCUUGAGGCUGAUUUAGCUCGAGUUGAUAGGAAUAAGACCCCAUGGAUUCUUGUGUUGUUGCAUGCCCCUUGGUAUAAUACUAACACAGCCCAUCAAGGUGAAGGAGAAAGCAUGAGACAAUCAAUGGAGGAGUUGUUGUAUAAGGCUCGUGUAGAUGUGGUUUUUGCUGGACAUGUUCAUGCAUAUGAACGAUUUACUAGGGUUUAUGAUAAUGAGAAAGACAAAUGCGGUCCAGUAUAUAUUACCAUUGGUGAUGGAGGAAACCGUGAAGGACUUGCAUUAGAUUAUGAGGAACCUGCUUCUCCUCUCUCAUUGUAUCGGGAGCCAAGCUUUGGCCAUGGACGCUUCAGGAUUCUAAACGAAACACAUGCAUUUUGGUCAUGGCACCGCAACAAUGAUGCAGACGCCAUUGUUGCAGAUGAUGUCUGGUUUGAAAGCUUAAGCACGUCUAAAGCAUGCUGGGAUACUGUGGAUGAGCAAGUAUCAUCAUCAUUUUCUAAGGAUGAACUCUAAUUAAGCUGACGCAUAAAUUUGCGAGCUUAAGUGGAUGCAUAUAUAUCUUAUUGUAUAUUAUUUCAACUGAAGCAUGAAACUCCAGAGACAAUUUGGCUAAUAUUUGCAUUGUUGCAAACAUCAUUUCUUCUAAUCCAUGCAUGGAUGCAUGUUCUAUAUCUUACGCGGUGAUGAAUAUUAUCUAAAUCAAACUUAAUCCUUAUAGAAAUUAUUGUUGA
This is a messenger RNA of Quercus lobata, 1603 nucleotides long. RefSeq names its product purple acid phosphatase 22-like. Lineage: Eukaryota; Viridiplantae; Streptophyta; Magnoliopsida; Fagales; Fagaceae. The transcript has 5 exons. Gene Ontology annotation, molecular function: metal ion binding; acid phosphatase activity. The coding region runs from base 66 to 1385 and encodes 439 amino acids. The record is from RefSeq and is a predicted model, not a curated record.